Scheffersomyces amazonensis is the source of this 629-nucleotide messenger RNA. RefSeq lists its product as uncharacterized. Bases 1 to 507 code for a protein of 168 amino acids. Lineage: Eukaryota; Fungi; Ascomycota; Pichiomycetes; Serinales; Debaryomycetaceae. The transcript has a single exon. The record is from RefSeq and is a predicted model, not a curated record.
AUGGAUGAACAGGAAGAGGAUAGAAAGUCGCGAUUAGCGGCAUUGAGGAAGAAUAGAAAUAAAAAUAAAAAUAAGUCAAGUGAAGAAAGUGUAUUCAGUAGAACACUUGAAGCUCAACAAGUCGAACAACUCCUAACAGCAGAAGUUCCAGAAUCAUCAGAUUCUACAACAUUGGAAUCUCAGGAGACUACGAAUCAGGUGCAGGACCAACAUUCCAGUUUAAAGGAUGAUACAAUUCCAAGUUUGAGUAUAAGCAAUGAAGAAGGUCAAGAAGAUACAGUAGAGGCCAUAUCUGCAAAACUUCAGGAUGAGAUAUUUAACAAAGCUCAUAAAGAAGCAAUUGAUACAUCAUUUGAUAUAGUACGAGAAGAAACUAUAUCCAAAAAGAAAUAUACUGAAGAUUUAGAGUCUGACAUUGCUGUCAACUUAAAUAAAGCAAAGUUCUACACUAAUAAGGCUAUAAACCGAUUACUACAACAAAGAUAUACAGAAUCAGUUACAGAGUAGAACAGAUAAUAAAGUAAGUAUUGUAGCAAUUAUUUAUAGAUAAUGAUUAUAUAGAGAUGAUGACAGUAAAUAGAUAAUGAUAAUAUAUAGUUAAUGAGAAUACAUAGAUAACGAUAAUGAAC